UUGUCUUUUUUAUUUAUCCAUUCAUUCACCUUUGUGACGCUUAAUGAAGUUAUAAAGGGAUGUUUCUGGUUGUCGAACUACAUGGUAAAGCAGUUAUCAGCUCAUCAAACCCGACGAGCUAUCGGGGAGCACCAAUAUUGUUUCAGCUUUUUAAAAUUUCAUUUCCAUUCGCUAACACUGUUUCAGGCAAUCCCAUGUGCUCUGCUACUAUGGUUCACAAUUGCAUUGGUACUGAAACUUCGGAAAACUGACGAAAAACGAAACUAUCUAUAUUCGAAGAGUUUUCGGAAGCACAUAAAGAAAACUACUGUGCCGGACAGGACUACCUACAUGCUUAUCGUUGUCCUAGUUGUGUUUCUCGUCACUGAGCUGCCUCAAGGAUUUCUCGCUCUUCUCAAUGGUUGGCACCAUUUCUUUUACAGUCUGAUUCAUUUCUUUGUGGACCUCGUGAAAACAAGUCUAAACAGAGAAAACGGUAACAAAUGUAUUGCGAAAGCACUCACGAAAAUAACAGUGUGA
Angiostrongylus costaricensis is the source of this 519-nucleotide messenger RNA. NCBI's taxonomy places the organism in Eukaryota, Metazoa, Nematoda, Chromadorea, Rhabditida, Metastrongylidae. The record is from the annotation of a GenBank genome assembly.